AUGAAGACCUCUGUGCUCUUAGCAGUGACCUCGAUCUGUUCUGAUGAUUGGUUGCUAGUCAGAAUGAAAAGAAGGCCCUUUGAUAAUGACACAGAAGUUAACAUUGGCGACAUUCACCUGGGAGAUGACUGUCCUGUGACAAGGGUGCUGUCAUCCAACUAUGAGUUUUCUUAUCCUGUCAUUCGCUGUGGGAUCAAUAAAUUUGUGUUCCAAGGGACUGAUGUUUUCAUAUUAUCCACAAUGAGUUACCAACCAACAUUGGAUACCGCCUAUACAUUUCAGGUGGUUUGCUUUGCGAAGAGGCUUCAAUUCUCAUCUCUGAUGCCUUUUGGAAUGAAUGGGUAUGAUGCCAAUAUGUUGGGUGAUAGCUUUGAAGUGACAAAAGAAGGGCAAUCAUUGUCAGCUCCCUCGCAGAGCAAAGAAUGUGAGCCUCAUUUUGGCAGUUACAAUAAGGAACAACUCUUCAUGAAUCCCUGGACUAAUAAUGCCUGUGUUUCGACUUCCUCUCCUCCCUGA
This is a messenger RNA of Sciurus carolinensis (gray squirrel), 516 nucleotides long. RefSeq names its product oocyte secreted protein family member 4B (gene Oosp4b). The record is from RefSeq and is a predicted model, not a curated record. Lineage: Eukaryota; Metazoa; Chordata; Mammalia; Rodentia; Sciuridae. Bases 1 to 516 code for a protein of 171 amino acids. The transcript has 5 exons.